CCAACUUUGAUAUCUCUCUCCGCUCAACGUUUCUGGCUUUCCCUUUUUGUCUCUCGCUUUCCCUCUCCGACUCCAAAAUCUCUCCCAAACUCCCAAAUACCCUCUCUCUCUCUCUACUGCACUUCACUUUCUUCUAUAUUCAACGCCAUCUCCGGCACCGGCUCCGACAAGCAAUCCCAUAUCCCAAAUCUCAAAUCCUCCAACAAAUCUUCCUCUAAAUCAUCUCCACUCCACCGCUUCACCUCCAAAAAUUCUCCUCCUUCCCACUCCAUCACACUUCUGAAUUUCCGCCGCUAAACCCCCCCUCCGCCCCCGAUGCUAUAGCCCUACCACCGCCGGGGCCAUCCACCGCCGGCGAGGGUUCCAUCGUCUCCGCGUUUUCCUGUGGAUACUUCUCGGCCUGUGUGGAUUUUGAAAUUUUGGGUUUGGGUUUUGCCCCGAGGUCGUCGAUUUUGAUUUUUUUGUUUUGUUUUAGGGUUUUUUUUUUGUUCGUUGUUGUUCAUAUAAACGACCAUGGCUCCGGGUCGGAAACGCGGAGCAAAUAAAGCCAAGGCCAAUAGAGAGCUUAGUUUGGGAGAUCUUGUCCUCGCCAAGGUUAAGGGUUUUCCUCCUUGGCCAGCCAAGAUUAGCAGGCCCGAGGACUGGGAGAGAUCUCCUGACCCGAAGAAAUGUUUUGUCCAUUUCUUUGGAACGCUAGAAAUAGCUUUUGUAGCCCCUGCUGAAAUUCAGGCCUUCACCAUUGUGGAAAAGAAUAAAUUAUCAGCUCGUUGCCAAGGUAAAACAACUCAAUUUGCUCAAGCUGUGAGGGAAAUAUGUGCAGCGUUUGAUGAAAAACAAAAAGAGAAAACUAGUGGUAUGAGCGUUGAUAUGGAUAGAUUGGAAACUGAAAGUGGUGCUCCCAGCACUGAUGAGGUUGUGGAUAAUGAGUUAGAUGUUGACUUGAAGGAUGAAUUGGGUCCUGCAGAAUCAAAUGACGAUGCUGUAAAUGAAGGCAUAGGUGACUAUAGCUCUAGACUUGAGCGUUGCUCACAAAAACGAGGUGAAACUAAUGUUCCAGACAUCAAGCCUACUGCAGAACCGCAUCAGUCUGAUGAUUCGUCUUCAGGAAUUUCUUCUGAGCAGAAAGACAGUAUAUUAGAUGUUGCACCAAAGAAUGAAGCAGUGACAUCUGAAUCAGAUAAAGAUAUUACUAAAACAGAAAAGCCUUCUGAACUCCACAGUUUACCUACAACUAACGGUCAAAAUAUCAAAAAGGAAGGUGCUAGUUCGAAGAAGAAACAAGAGGCUGCUGCUAAACACCACAAGAGCAAAGGCUCUACUGUCACAGCAUCUAAGAGCGAAAUUUCUGAUAAUCGUCCCAAUCUUCCAGAAUCUGUUGUGGAUUCGAAGGGUGGAAAGAAAGGCAAACUUACUUCUGGUGGAGUUACGAAGGAGCAUGGCCCUAGAACUCUUAAACCAAAUUCUGAAUCUGGCCAUGGGAAAAAGACUAAAGACCUGCCAAGGGAUAAAAAACAUUUUAAGGGUAAAGAUAGUGUGGCAGACACCAGGCGCAGUCCUAAGGAACAGGGACAGGGCAAAAGCAAAGCUAGUACUGGGAAAAUGCCUCAGGUUGGACAAGGAAAAUCUGAUUUGGGAUCGAGUGAAAGUUUGCGUCCUGCCAAAAAGUUGAAGCGAGGAGACAUAGGAGAGAGUAAGGGAUCACUCAGCAACAACAUAAAGGUUGUCUCUUCUCCUAAACCUGUUGUGGCUGAUGAAAAAGUCGUUAAAAAAUCCGAGUUCAAAAGGUUGACGCCCUCUCUUAAAUCAGAGAACCUUUUAAAAUCUAGUCAUCAUUCAGAUUCUGUUAAUUCUGCAGCUGGUGAUGAAACUGUGUUGCCUUUGACAAAGCGACAUCGUCGAGCUCUCGAAGCUAUGUCUGAUUCUACAACUACCGUUCAUGAUGCUAAAAAUGAAAAGAGUCCGUUUUCACAGAGGUAUGAUGCUUCAUGUUCUAGUAAUGAUAAACUAUUGGCAAAUCAUUCCAACAGAAAAAGGAGGGCAGUUUGCAUUUUUGAUGAUGAUGAUGAAGAUCCGAAGACUCCUGUUCAUGGAUCUUCACGGAAUAUUGAUGCAACUUCAAAUGGUCCAGAUGCUAGUAAGAAUAAAGAUGAGCACAAUCAAAGCCCUCUUACUUCUCCCAUGACUGUUAAUGGAACUAGUGGAUCAGAACAUGGCCAUUUUAAGGAAUCAACUAGCCAGGUGCAGAGUUUGUCCUCAUCUCCUAAAGAACCUAAGACUGAAGAAUUCCAGCAAGAAAAACCAGUGGCUGUUAAUGCCUCUGAAAGUCCUUCAAAAUCAGGAUCUGAGCAGCUCCCACCUAAGGAGGCAAAACCAAAUUUGAUUUCCCCGAAAAAGUCUCCUUCGUUGGCUAAUAGCACUACAGCUUUGGAACAGAAAAAGUCUCCUUUGUUAGCUAAUAGCACUACAGCUUUGGAACAAGCGAAGACUGUGAAACCUCCAAUCAAAGCCUCCAAUGCUGGUGUCCAGAAACAAUCCCAGGGGGGUUCCGCAAAGUCCAUGGUUUUGACUUCAAAUUCUCAGAAGUCAUCUAUCCUCCAAAAAAGUAGGUCACAUUCUUCUGGAGAGAAGUCUAAAACUACUCCAAAAUCACGAGCCAAUGACUCUACAACCAUGGUGGGAAGUUCUAUGGAUCAUGAUGAUCUUCAUGGUGAAAGAAACUUAGUCAGUGACUUUAAGGUCACGGAAUCUGCCAUGUCCAUGAAACAUCUAAUUGCAGCUGCUCAAGCUAAAAGGAGGGAAGCUCAUUCACACACAGUCCUUGGGAUUUUUAGUUCUGGUAUUUUAUCCUCUGAUGUCCAUGGUAGUCCUAGUCCUACUCCAGUCCAGCCGCAUUUAUCUAGUACCACCCAUUUGAUGCUGGCAGACUUGAAGGGAUCUUAUCAUCAAAAGGAUGUGGCUUCUCCAUCAACUCAAGGACAUCAAUUAGCAUCACAAAAUCACAUUGAUAUUGAAGAAGUAGAGGAGAAAAGAGUCAGCUCAGUACACAGAUCUGUUGGAGAUUCACUGAGUGGUGGCACUGAGGCAGCUGUUGCACGAGAUGCUUUUGAAGGAAUGAUAGAGACUUUAUCUAGAACUAAAGAAAGUAUAGGACGUGCAACUCGGUUGGCUAUUGAUUGUGCCAGAUAUGGCAUUGCCAAUGAGGUUGUUGAACUUCUUAUCCGGAAGUUGGAGACCGAACCUAGUUUUCAUCGCAAAGUGGAUCUCUUCUUUCUUGUGGAUUCUAUAACACAAUGCUCGCACACUCAAAGAGGUAUUGCUGGAGCUUCUUACAUUCCUACAGUUCAAGCAGCAUUGCCUCGCCUUCUUGGGGCUGCUGCACCACCAGGUGCUGGAGCUCGUGAAAAUCGUCGUCAGUGUCACAAGGUUCUUCGUCUCUGGCUUGAGAGGAAAAUCCUACCCGAAUCUGUUCUUCGACGUUACAUGGAUGAAAUAGGAGUAUCAAAUGAGGAUUCAUCUAUUGGUUUCACCCUCAGACGUCCAUCUCGUGCUGAGAGAGCCAUAGAUGAUCCAAUCAGAGAAAUGGAAGGCAUGCUUGUUGAUGAAUACGGAAGCAAUGCAACAUUCCAAUUGCCUGGGUUUUUAUCUUCACACGUAUUUGAGGAUGAAGACGAGGAUCUUCCUACCACUCCAUGUAAAGAAGCCACUGAUGCAACUUUGAUAGAACUGAGACAUGGUGUUGGAGAGGCAGAAGCAUCUGCAGUUACUCCGGGUGACAGGCGCCAUCGGAUCUUAGAGGAUGUGGACGGAGAGCUUGAAAUGGAAGAUGUUUCUGGCCAUCCAAAGGAUGAAAAGUCGUUGGAUGGUGAUGGUUCUUUUGAAAUAGAUGCUCAACAUCAGUCUUCAGAUAGAGCAACAGAACUUGCAUCAAUUACUUCUUCAGAUUUUCCCCCUCUGCCAGAAGGUUCUCCACCAUUACCUCUCGAUUCUCCUCCUCCACCCCCACCCCUACCUAUCUCACCACCCCCACCUCCACCUCCAUCCUCUCCAUCACCACCACCACUCCCACCUCCACCACUUCCGUCAUUGCCACCACCUCCUCCUCUACCAUCUACAUGCCCUCCACCACCACCUCCACCACCAUUAAUUUCCCAACCACCAGUACCCAGUCAGCCUCCCUUGCCAAACCAGCAGAUAUUACCGCUUCAAUCUUCACAGCAGCCUUCAGGACAGCUUCCUUAUCAAGCUCCAAUACCCCGUGAAUACUGCAGCAUAGCUAGUGGAAAUCAGCAUGUGCCAAUGGUGGCUGGAAAUGCUUCUCAUGGAAGUCACGUGGAUGCUUCUGCUAAAAGUGAAAUGUAUGGCCAGCAGGCACCUUCUUUUGUCCCAGCUGCUGUCUGCAAUUCUAUCGAACCUUCUGGAUUUAAUUCUUCAAGGCAAUCAGAGUAUGGGCAUAAUGAUAUAUAUCUGAAUACACCAGUUUCUCAACCAAAUCAGCAAUAUCAGCAAGGUAACCCCAACUUUAUUCAAAGACAGAUGCUUUCUGGCCCACCUCAAAACCCACCAACUCAUUUCUCUUACGCUAAGCCUCCAGUUCAGCAGCAUCCUCCUCAUCCAUACCAUCAUUCAUAUUCUUCGCCAUCCCUUAUGGAUGGACGGAGGCCGUUUUUAAGUGAUGAACAGUGGAGAAUGCCUUCAAAUGAAUUCAAAACUGAAAGUCGUCAAGGUGUAUGGAUGAACGGGGGGAGAAAUCCAUCACAUCCAGGUCCACCAUUCAGCCAGGAAGGCUAUUUUCAACCACCUUAUGAACGACCACCAAAUAAUAUUGGUUUUCAGCGUCCUGCCUCCAAUAGUCUUCCAUCUGGAACUCCAAUUUCUGGUCAUGGCAUUCCUCAAAUGUUGCCGUCUAGACAAGACAUUUCAACUCUUAAUUGUUGGCGGCCUACAUAAGAGGUGUUUUUUUCUUUCCAAUUGCUCAAUAUGGAAUUGGAAUACCAAUUGAUUUGUACUGUAAAGAAAGAUCAGCUAUGUGCAUAAAUUUUGUACAACUUGAAGGUGCUGUCAAGACUUUUGGAGGCUCUCGGUUGAACUGUGUACAUAGUAGUUAUCCUGACAAACUUGAUCCAGGAACAUUUGCUCCCAAGUGUAGGCUUAUGUUUCUGACCUGGUUUUGAUAGAAUUUUAAGAUAGAGAAAGAUGAACAAUUUUUGAGAUUCUCAGACAUGUUUACUUUAACCCGGGAAAAGAGGAGAGAGUCGCAUUAUAUCCAUGGAGAUAGCUCACAGCUGCGAAGUUGAGAUAGACUAUAUUUAACAUGGAUUAUUGUGCCAACACACGUGCCUGAUCCUUCCUUAUUAUGCAGACUCCCGUUGUAAAGGUAGUCCCCAGAUACUCAAAAAACAACUUUUCAGAUUUUAUGUAAUACAAUACUUUCAUUAUAUUGUACAUGAUAUCAUUCCCCUUUUCUCAA
Molecule: messenger RNA, 5467 nt
Organism: Benincasa hispida (wax gourd)
Lineage: Eukaryota; Viridiplantae; Streptophyta; Magnoliopsida; Cucurbitales; Cucurbitaceae
Product: ENHANCER OF AG-4 protein 2-like
Source: RefSeq, a predicted model, not a curated record